ACCGCUGCAAUCAGAGGCGAUCGUCUUCCAGGGGAGAUACCGGAUCGAGCUUGUCGGUCAGCAUGGUGCCCAGGGACGCGGUGAAUGCCGCCGUCGGGAGGACCCUCGUCCAAGGCUCCGUCAUAAACAACAAGUGUGAGAAGAAGGCUCCCAAGAAAAUCCACAAGUCGGAGAGGGAGAAGCGAAAGCGGGGCACGCAGAAUGACCUCUUCAGCGAGCUGGGAGCCAUGCUAGAACCAGAUAGGCAGAACAGCGGGAAGGCAUCCGUAUUGGGUGACACCACACGGAUACUCAAGGAUUUAGUUUCACAAGUGGAAUCUCUUCGCAAGGAGAAUAUCACAUUGAAGAAUGAAUCUCACUAUGUUGUACUGGAGAGGAAUGAACUGCGUGAUGAUAACAGUAUGCUUCGCAGCGAAAUCUUGGAGCUUCACAACAAGCUUAGAGUGCAUCAGCAAAGCGAACCUAUUUGGAGCCAGGAUAGUACAAGAUCAGCUCUUGCAGCAUCUUAUCCCACAAGCAGAGUGUUCCCAGUACAACAUUCUCCACAUUUGCCAGUCAUCACAGCGACGGCACUUCCUCUGCAACCCGUAAUCACCCAGCAAAGCUAUGCUGCCCCACCAAGAGAGCUACAGCUCUUCCCAGAAGUUUCAUCUGCAUCCACUGAAGACAGCGAACUGUCACAAGACCAGGGGCUUUCAAAUAGUGUUGCACGGCCUCAGGCACGGUACCCGACACCAGCCGUGGUGUUGUCGCCAGUAAACCAAUUCCCAAUCCUUCCAAGAAUGGGAGAGGAGCAACAGUAUAGUAGUGGCACUAGUGAGGAACAUAGCCUACACCGGGUUUAAGUACAUAAUGUAAUUCACUUUACAGCUUGGAAAAGUUUCUUUGUUUGAGUGGGGCAGGUGUCCAACAGAUAGAUUUGUGGCUGUGCGUGUAAACUCUAAUUUUUUUUUCCUGAAUGGUGGUCUUAAUUGGUUAAAUAGGUGACAAUAAAAAACCACGUCUUACAGCUGACCAUUUAUAUCAUAGAUGUACAUGUA
Messenger RNA from Lolium rigidum, 1040 nucleotides. RefSeq names its product transcription factor BHLH062-like. The record is from RefSeq and is a predicted model, not a curated record. The transcript is spliced from 5 exons. Gene Ontology annotation, molecular function: protein dimerization activity. Lineage: Eukaryota; Viridiplantae; Streptophyta; Magnoliopsida; Poales; Poaceae. The coding region runs from base 63 to 845 and encodes 260 amino acids.